Molecule: messenger RNA, 939 nt
Organism: Nylanderia fulva
Lineage: Eukaryota; Metazoa; Arthropoda; Insecta; Hymenoptera; Formicidae
Gene: boca
Product: LDLR chaperone boca
Biological process (GO): protein folding
Source: RefSeq, a predicted model, not a curated record
GUAUCUAGAUACUCUAUUUAAACGUAAACAUCUACGUCGGAAUGUUCAACAGUCUUUCGCAAGUAUGAGAUUGAACUGACGUGUAAUAUACUUGGGAUGUUUAUAGCACACGUUCACGAAAAAUUACUUGUGAUAGAUACACGACUCCCUUCUUGCAUGAUAAAAUGGAAGCAAAGAUUGUUCUAAGCUUGUCUAUACUCUUAAUUACAAUAUUAGAAGCGUCGAUCGCUCAAGCUGAGCAAAAGAAAAAAUCAUGGCGCGACAAAGAUAUAAGAGACAUGACGGAGGCUGAUCUGGAGCACCUGCUGGAUCAGUGGGAGGAAAAUGAUGAACCGCUGGAACCUGAUGAACUACCAGAACACUUGCGACCCAGUCCAAAGAUAGAUUUAUCUCAAGUAGAUACUUCAAAUCCAGAUAGUCUUAUGAGAAUGACGAAGAAAGGAAAAGGUGUUAUGAUGUUUGUGGAUCUUAAGCCAGAAAUUUCAGAAGAGCAAGCCGAAGUUGUGAUGCGUAUUUGGCAAAGCAGUCUGCAGAACAAUCAUAUUAUUGCAGAGCGAUAUCCAAUCGAUACAAAGCGUGUGAUAUACAUGUUCCGCGAAGGAUCUCAGGCCGUUGACGCUAAAAAUUACUUGCUGGAGCAGCCUGAAUUGUCUCAUCUCACUCUUGAAGGACGAACUUUUUAUAGUAACCCGCAGCAACAGGAGGCAGCUAAUGAGUCAAUAAGAAAGCGAAGACAGAGCAAGGUUGAAUUGUAAUCUCGAAACAUUCCUACAUUUUUUUUUCAAAUAUUUUCUGUUUUCAAGUGAUUUUUUUGUACAAAUAAUCUAUAUUUUCAAUACUUAUAUUUACUAUGAGUAAACAAUUUUUUUUUACAAAAUAUUAAGUAUGCACUGUGCAUUUGUAAAAGUGUAUCAUUAAUAAAACGACUCAUCACAUAGA